CGUUUGAUGUAAGCUGUAUGGGACCAGCCUUUCACUAUGAAUAUGACGCAUCUUGUAUUCCAGAUGAUAUGCUGAAUGAUUUAUUUUUUCACUGGAAUGAUUUUCAAAGUGGACAUAGAGUUGUUGGGAGUGCAUAUAACUCAAUUCAGCAUAACCGAAUACCCCUCCCAGCCCCUUGCACGCUCUUUUGGCUUAACAGCUUGUUUCGCAAUUUGUUUGCAAAGUACUUUUUCCGACAAUUAUGAUUACAUCAUAAUAGAGUUUUUUUUGAAUCCUAAAAACACAUAUGGUGAAGACCCAACUACCUUCUUGUGCCCAAUAUUAGAAACAAUGAAACAACAUUUCCCAAACUUUAAGCUUGCUUCUGGAGCCCUACAAAAUGGACAAGAGAUGAUGCAGCCACAUUCAUCAAAUCAACAGAUAAUACUUGCACUUGAUAUUGACAACCAAUGGAAUCUUGUUGAUGCGGAGCAAAAUAAUGUUCCUGUUACUCGUUCAGAUGAUGCACGCAUGAAUCAGGAACCUGUUUCGGAUGAGGGUCGCAUGAAUCAGGAAGUUGCUACUUUUCAAUGCCAAAGUACGACUUCUCCACUUGGGCUUGGAGUCUUACAUGAUGGACAAGAGACGUUGCAGCCGCAUUCAUUAAUUCAGCAACCAACAGAUGAAGUUGAAGUUGAUAUCAACAGUGGAAGGAAUGUUGAUGCAGAGCAAAAUAACACUCCUGGUUCUUCUUCAAAUGGUGAACAUCCAACAUUCAGUCACGAGGAACUCAAAAAAUAUUUCGAAAUGCCACGUAAAGUUGUUGCACAGAAGUUUAAAAUGAGCGAAUCUACAUUUAAGCGUAGAUUGAGAGAUAUUGGAAUCAAGCGCUGGGAAAAUGGUAGGGGGAAAAAAAAGUUUAAAAGCUCUACUUCUAGACAAAACCCUACAUGUUCUGAUGCUCACAUGACUCAACUUAUAAGACCACCACCAGAAGCAAAGACGAUGACUAUAAAGGCAACCUAUGGAGAUGAUAUGAUAAAGUUUGACUUAUCCUUUUCAUCAAGAAUAGUGGAGUUGAAUCAGGAAGUGUCCGAGAGGUUGAAAUUAAAUGUUGGAACGUAUAAGAUCAAAUAUUUAGAUGAUGCUGACGAUCAGAUUUUAAUAACCGGUGACAAAGACUUGCAGUAUUGUAUGACUGCUUUCAAUUCAUUGGGCAUGAAUACAAUCAAAAUGUUCAUUGAGCCCAUUACCAAUAUAUCUCCUUCAACCUGACUACUAAUGAAUAUAUGUUCCUAACUAUGUGUUGAUACCAAGUAAUUAAAUUUUUAUUCAGUAUGUAUUUAUGUAAUUUUUUUCUUUUCACCAAGGAAUAUAUAUCAGUAGUUUCUAUUGUCCUAA
Messenger RNA from Cornus florida, 1380 nucleotides. Its product is annotated as protein NLP7-like. The transcript has 2 exons. Gene Ontology annotation, molecular function: protein binding; DNA-binding transcription factor activity. The record is from RefSeq and is a predicted model, not a curated record. NCBI's taxonomy places the organism in Eukaryota, Viridiplantae, Streptophyta, Magnoliopsida, Cornales, Cornaceae. Bases 76 to 1254 code for a protein of 392 amino acids.